Messenger RNA from Setaria italica (foxtail millet), 900 nucleotides. RefSeq lists its product as uncharacterized. NCBI's taxonomy places the organism in Eukaryota, Viridiplantae, Streptophyta, Magnoliopsida, Poales, Poaceae. Bases 86 to 424 code for a protein of 112 amino acids. The record is from RefSeq and is a predicted model, not a curated record. The transcript is spliced from 3 exons.
ACUUCCGUGUUCCGAAACCAACAGCGUGUCCUUGCGAAACCCUAGCAGCACCGAAAAAGAGAAGGGCGCGCAGGCGGCCGCAGCCAUGGCGAAGAACCGGAACAAGAAGAACAAGGCCAAGAAGGGCGCCGGCGGCGUCGCCGCCAUGGACACCUCCGAGGGUGGCCCCGUCGCCUCCACCACCGCGUCGGCUCCGCAACCCAUGGAUACAUCCGAGGGGAAUCAGCCAUCGUCGACAUCGAUGGCGCUCGGUUCGAUCAACAAGAAAAUAAAAAAAGGAGUACAGAUGAAAAGGUCACAGAAUGCGAGGAAAAUGAAAGCAAUUGCCAGGGCCGUAUCAAAUAAUGAACAAUCUGAGGAGAAGAUCCAGAAGGCAAAAAGCAAGAAGACAAGGAUUCAGUCUGCCAAGUCUCUGUAUGAUUGAAAGAUUUAGUAGUUUGCAGAAUUUUGUGUACCCAUGUAAUUCUAUCUUGUAGAGCAACCAAGACUUGUUUUUUUUUUCUGAAAGAAAGGGUAAAAUCUGCGUUUCAAUCUUCAGCCAGCAAAGGUUGAUGUGACUUGUGAGCUUCUUCUUUACAUGACCUCUGGAAAUUGUCUGUGCCAUGCUGCCUGUGCUUGGUAGCAGUCGCAUAUCAUGUCUGAUAGGUUCUUGUGUUGCAUUCUUUGAUAUCGACCUUAGGAUGCAGUGCUCAAGGGCAUGGUCAAUUGUAAAAGUUAUGGUGUGAUUUGCCGUAGCAGUGCUGUUGACAGCGUCGUCUUCUUCUCAAUAUGCCUUGCGAGGCUGCAACUGUAAAGCCAUAGGCAAACCUGUGCCAAGUCUUCACUAAAUUCUGAGCCUGGAAAGUGAUCUAGAUGAAUAGGAAAAGCUAUGAACACGGAGGAGUAUUAUUGGCUGCAUCA